Messenger RNA from Carassius auratus (goldfish), 2042 nucleotides. It is a transcript of the gene tchp, whose product is annotated as trichoplein, keratin filament binding. The record is from RefSeq and is a predicted model, not a curated record. Gene Ontology annotation, biological process: apoptotic process. Gene Ontology annotation, cellular component: keratin filament. Lineage: Eukaryota; Metazoa; Chordata; Actinopteri; Cypriniformes; Cyprinidae. The transcript is spliced from 13 exons. Bases 219 to 1724 code for a protein of 501 amino acids.
UUCAUAUUAAUCUUUUGAAUCAGAACAGCAGCAGAAGUUCAACGCGUCAUUGCGGUAAAUUAAAGUCUUUCAGCGUAAAUGUUCAAACGGAGUUAGUAAACGGAGUCUAUUUUACGUCUUUUGCCGUGUCAGCGAUUAACGUGAUUGCAGGUCAAGGUCUUUCAUAAAGGUCCGGUUAGAAACAGAGCUUCAGAACUAAACUCCUCGACUGCUCCUCCAUGGCUUUACCGACGCUUUCCGCGCAUUGGCCGGGUCGUGUGCGGGCUCUGGAGAGGCAGCUGGUGCGGCAGCGGGAGCAGGAGGCUCGCUGGAGGCAGCAGUGGGAGCUGCACUCGCAGUACUUCAGAGAGCAGGAGGUCCGUAGCAGCAAACAGGCGCAAUGGAGCUCACGGCAGUCCUUCCAGCGCAGUAUGUCAGCAUUUCAGCGGGAGCGAAUGGAGGAGGAGAAGCGGCAGAAACUGAAGGAGCGCCGGGAGCGUCUGAGGUUGAUGCUUCAGGCAGAGAGAGACCUGCUGGAGGCCGAGCUCAGAAAUGUUCGUCCAGACAGAGCCACACUGACCAGACAGCUAGAGGGGAAAACAGAUGCCCUCCGGUCUGCCAGAGAAGAGAGGAGGAAAAAUGUACAGCUUGCACAGGAGCUGCUGAGGGAACACUGGAAGCAGAACAACCCAGGACUGCGGAAGGUGGAGUCAGAGUUGCACAAAGAUCACAUUGUGAGCCAGUGGCAGGUUCAACAGGAGGAGAGAAAACAGGCUGAUGAGAGAACUCAGGAGGAGAAACAGCGUUUUGAGAAUGAGUAUGAAAGGACAAGACGUGAGGCUCUGGAAAGAAUGAAAGAAGAAGAGGAGAAAAGAAGACAAGAGGAAAAGAAGCGAGCUGAAGAUCUCCGCAAACAGAUGGAGGAGCUCAAACUACGGGAACAGGAAGCUGAGCAUCUUAAGCAGGAGCAGGAGGCUCUAAUGUCUCAACGCUGGGAGCUCGAGAAGCUCGAGGAUGAGAGGAAGAGGAUGGAGGAAAGCAGGAGGAAAACUGAAUUUGGGCAUUUCCUGACUCGUCAGUACCGUGCUCAGCUGAAAAGGAGAGCACAGCAGGUGCAGGAAGAACUGGAGGCAGACCGCAAGAUCCUGGCAGCGCUGCUGGAGGGAGAAGUGGAGGAUCAGAGAGUGGAGAAAGCCAGGAGAGAGAGAGCUGUCGCUGAUGCCGCCUGGAUGAAGAGAGUCAUAGAGGAGCAGCUCCAGCUGGAGAGGGAGAGGGAGGCAGAGUUUGAUAUUUUAUAUCGGGAGGAAGCUCAGCGUGUUUGGGAGAAGAGAGAGGCAGAGUGGGAGAAAGAGAGGAGAGCCAGACAGAGACUCAUGCAGGAGGUCUUGACAGGACGUCAACAGCAGUUGGAGGAACGAAUGAAGGAGAACAGGCUGGCAAGGGAGGAGUCUCUGCAGAGAAGAGAAGAGCUCAUUCAGCAGCUGGAACAAGAGAGACUCACCCUACGCCAGGAGAGGGAGCAGCAGGAGGGAGCCCGCACAGCUCGCAUGCAGGAGAUCAAUGCACAGGUGGAGCACAGACGCAAGGAACAGUGGGAGGAGCAGCGAAGACAAGAGCAAGAAGAACUACAAGAGAGGGAGGAGCUUAGACAGCAGGAGGAGGAGCUUCGUACUGAGACAGAGAGAAUGAUUCGACAGGGCUACAAGGAGAGAAUACACAGCAGACCCCGGUCAGCAUGGACAUGAGAGCACUUCACAGGAAGAGUCUUUGUGCCACAUCCCCUUUCAGAUGCUUUGUUUUUCAUUAAGAGUUGGGGAUAUCUAUGUCCAUGUUGAUCUCGGCCACUUUGUGGAUAAAUGACACCCAGGUUCCCCCUGCUUUUAAUAUAUGUUAAUGAUUUACAUUAUGGUUUCCUUAAAUGAUUGCAUUGGUACGUUUUAAACCUCAAAUUUCCAUUGCACCAGUGCUGAGGUUUGCAUGUAGGUCUGUUUUUACAUAUAGAUCGUUUUGUAUAGAUUUCAAUGCUGACAAGGGUUUUAAUAAAGAAAGCGUUAUACAUUGUC